AUGAUUCAACAGGUACGCUUCGGCCCAAAGGAUGGCCGGCCUGGAAGACGCGAGCACCAUAAGUUUGGCGCCGCAGAUCGGAAGGGGACGUUCUACUACCGCUUUCACAAGCUGAUUGGAAAAGCAAACUGGCGAAAGUACACAGAGCGGUACAUUGCUCCGCGUGCUGUGGAAAAUCGGCAAAGGUGGAUUCCAACACCUUUUCCCACGUGGACACAAGGCAAACACGCGCAUUCGUGGAACUGGCGUCUGCCCAAGGGCUUGGCAGCUGCCACAUCGGCUGACGAAGUGCUCGAGGUGUGGGUACAGUUCCGGCACAAGCACCCGAAGAGGACUUUCCAUUACUUCAAGGUCCUCAAGCGGCUCACAGAUGUUGGAGGCUGUGAAAGGACGGACUGGCGUUUGCGAUUCAUUACGUCCAGACUUCGCAGAAUCCAUCGCAAAGUACUCAACCUGCCUCGCUUAGCAAAGUACUAUGCCGAGCUCAAAUGCAUCGAUGAAAUGGAGCACGUAUCCCGGUUUUUGAGGAAGAUGCUGCCCAAGUAUACAUCUCACCAGCUUGUUCUCGUCGCCCAUGCGUUCGCCAUCGCAAAGCUGCAGGACAAGCACAUGAUGGAAGAGAUUGCUAGACUGGUGGAGCCGCAGCUCAGUGAAAUAACGCCUCUGGAAAUGGUCCGAUUAGCUCAGGCAUACGCAAGCACGGAAGUGUGCCACUACACGCUGCUGGGGCAAAUAUCGGCGCAAGCGCAAGUGCGUGUUCAACAAGCUUCUGAGCGGCAGGGCAUUCCAGGGUCCUGUCCAUCAUUUCAGCAGCUUGCAGAGCUGGCCGAUGCCUUCGCCCGGCUGAAGUUCCAGGACUACUCCUUCCUGGAGAUGGCGUCCUUCCAGGCAGAUGCGCUGCUAAAGGAAGGCCAUCCUGGUCCAACACCGCCGGCGCUGGCGUUGUUGUGCAAAGCAUGCGCCCGACUGAAGGUGCAUGAAGUGCAGCUCUUCGAGGCCGUCCUCGCCCACAUAUCUGAACACUGGUACGAUUAUCCUGCCUCCUGCCUGGCUGACAUUGGCUUGGCUCUAGCGCCCGUCAUGCCAACCACAGACCAAGUCACGGAUGUGUACAGACGCAUGUUCAACCAGAUCCGUCAGGACCGUGACACUUUGACUUUGAGGGGAGUUGGUAUAGCUGCCCGCUUCAUGGCCGAAGUGGAUCACAAGGGGGAGUUCAUGCCGGGCCUGGCCCAGGCACUCUCACGGCGACUCAUGGAUUUCAAAGAUGAGACCAAGGAGUGCUAUGACGUGGCGCGCGUUGCAGAGAUCUUCUCCAAACGUUGUCCAGACGAGAGCGCAGUGUUCUCGACGCUUUGCCGACACUUGCAUCGACACCUUGGCUUCUUCGAGCCUGUGGAUUUCGUUCGGUUUGCCAGAGGCUUGGCCGCAGCUGAGUAUCGGGAUGACCGUGUCGCCCAUGCGCUACCCAAGUGGGCAGAGAAGCGGUUCAGGGAGUUCUCCCCGCACGACUGGGAUUCCUUUGUCACCUCGAUGGGCAAACUUGGAACCUCCAAUGAAAGGCUGUCUCGACUUCGCGAGAUCGGUCCCCCGCCGCCCACCGAGCCCGCCACCUUUUCUGGGGGUCAGGCAGCACUUUCAGCCAGGUCCACACGGGAGCAAGUCACGGCCCCGUAG
Messenger RNA from Symbiodinium natans, 1677 nucleotides. Lineage: Eukaryota; Dinophyceae; Suessiales; Symbiodiniaceae. The record is from the annotation of a GenBank genome assembly.